AUGAAGCCUUCAACCAGAACAGUGCCCCUCGUCGGGCUUCUCUUCGCGAGUGCAAGUGCUCAGCUCACUACUACCUUGGUCAACGACCCACAAGAUACCUCUGUAACCACUGUUUACUACUCUGUCUGCCCGACCGCCCUGACUACUACUACAACUUUGUCGAGCACGAUCACUUACUGCCCCGGACCCAACUGCAACGGAGGAGGUGCUCAGAUCACGCCUCCGCCGCAAGGUCCAUAUGGCUCUGAGAUCCUUGCCUUCACCACUACUGGGCCAGACGGAAAGGUCUCAGAAUACCAUGAGUUCCUCACCGUCUAUGAUCAGAUCUGCUCGGAUGGCAGCGGCAUUGAACAAGCAACGUACACGAUCACCGAAGCUUGCCCUUGCCAUAUGACCAAGAACCCGUUGACCGUUCCAGAAGGUUUCACUACUACUGUUGUGGCUUGCACCGCUUGCGGUGCGAAUGGCGGACCUACUACAAUCACCCUCACAACUCCAUGUGCUACUGGGCCAUAUGCAACAGUGACUCCAGUCGUUGGGUCCAACACUGGUUCCGGCUCAGGAGCAGGCUCAGGUACUGGCUCAGGCUCAGGCUCGGGUACUGGCUCAGGCUCAGGUACUGGCUCAGGCGCAGGCGCAGGUACUGGCUCUGGUGCAGGCUCAGGCUCAGGCUCUGGUGCAGGCUCUGGUGCAGGCGCUGGCUCAGGCUCAGGCUCAGGCUCAGGCUCAGGCUCAGGCUCAGGCUCAGGCUCUGGGUCCGGCUCUGGCGCCGGAUCUGGUGUUGGAGCUGGAGCUAAUGCCGGUACAAAUGCAGUCGCAGGACCGGGCAGUGCUGCAAAUAACAACACUAUCUCGCCACCAAUUACACCUGUUGCAGGAGGCGUGCCUUCAGGUACAGGAGGUAACGCUGCGACAUACACUGGUGGUGCCGACAGAACUGCUUUCGCGAUAUCAGUGAUGGUGGCUGCCCUCGUUGGAUGUUUGGCGUGGAUGCUGUGA
Capronia epimyces CBS 606.96 is the source of this 999-nucleotide messenger RNA. RefSeq lists its product as uncharacterized. The transcript has a single exon. Bases 1 to 999 code for a protein of 332 amino acids. NCBI's taxonomy places the organism in Eukaryota, Fungi, Ascomycota, Eurotiomycetes, Chaetothyriales, Herpotrichiellaceae. The record is from RefSeq and is a predicted model, not a curated record.